This is a messenger RNA of Paramuricea clavata, 260 nucleotides long. The record is from the annotation of a GenBank genome assembly. NCBI's taxonomy places the organism in Eukaryota, Metazoa, Cnidaria, Anthozoa, Malacalcyonacea, Plexauridae.
UGAAAUCCCAACUGGGUUAUGCUACAGAAGUCUGGUCACCGGCUCAGUCCACCAACGAAACCUACCUAGAGAGGACUCAAAGGCGUGCCACACGAUGGAUCCUUCAAGUAAAGAUAGGAGAGGUUUCAUACAAAGAUCGUUUGUUGGCCCUUCUUAAUCUUCUGCCGCUAUCUUACGAUAGAGAGAUAAAGGACUUAACAUUCUUUUUUAAAGCUAUGUACGGAUAUUAUGAUUUGAAUAUUUCUGAUUACGUGUCAUUC